Sapajus apella (tufted capuchin) is the source of this 1072-nucleotide messenger RNA. Its product is annotated as MICOS complex subunit MIC27-like. Gene Ontology annotation, biological process: cristae formation. The transcript has 5 exons. Gene Ontology annotation, cellular component: MICOS complex. NCBI's taxonomy places the organism in Eukaryota, Metazoa, Chordata, Mammalia, Primates, Cebidae. The record is from RefSeq and is a predicted model, not a curated record. Bases 1 to 558 code for a protein of 185 amino acids.
AUGGCCCCCGGACCGGUGUAUUUUGUACGGAGAACCGCGGCUCCGGGGCGCCGACAAAGCAGCCGCGCGGGGCAGAGCAGCGGCGCUGGCCACAACAGCCGUGCUGGCGAGCGUGGAGCACCUCUGCCCGGGAAUUUCCUAGGCAGUAAAGAGGCCUACAGUGAUAGGCCUAAAAGCCUAAGUAAGAAUGGAAUCAAUCAAUAUGUAAAGAAAUUUCAAAAGGCAGACAUAUCCGUAACAGGGAAAAAGAUAUAUGCUACAAGCCAGCAAAUUUUUGAAACAGUUAAAUCACUGUGGACGAAAAGCAACAAAAAAGAGUCACUUCCUCAACCUAAGGAAAAAACUAAGUUAGGAUCCUCUGCCGAAAUACAAGUAUCUGGAAAAACAACUCACGUCUUGAAACAACACUCAGUGCCUUUGCCAACAGAACUCAGCUCUGAAGCAAAGACCAAAUCAGUGUCCACCUCAGGUGCUACACAGUUUAUGCCUGACCCCAAGCUCAUGGAUCACGGGCAGUCCCACCCAGAAGAUAUAGAUAUGUACAGCACUAGAAGCUGAAGUAGACUGCAUAGAGAGACUACAUAGAAAACUACAAGAUGUGUGAAGUUGCAAAUAAUGGUGAAAAAAAUCAUGUAAUGGGUAACUGAUACAUAGAGUAUUACCUAAAACAAAUUUUCCCCUUACAUCUCCAAAUGUGCAAUUUGAUAAAUUAAAUAAGUGGUUAACACAGAAACUGUGAAUGCAAUGCAAACGAUAUUACAUGAUUGAUGAGGAGGCAUAGAUAGAAGUUUUAGCUUGCAUUUGGUGACCUUUAAGGGCAUUUAUUAAAAAACAACAACAACAAAUGAAGACAUGAACUCCAGUGAGACUAAAAUCUGAAAAUACAUCUAUGUAUGUAUAAAGACAUACAUAUUUAUAUGUAUAAACAUAUAUUUCUGCUCUAGCUUCCCUGAAUUAAUGUCAGUUAAAUUAGAAUGGUGUGUGGAAAGAUGCGUUUCCCUCUGUUUUUUUUUUUUUUUUUUUUUCUUUUUCAUUUCCUAGAGCUGGAAUAAAAUAUCCGUGUUUUAUGGGA